AUGGAUCCAAAUGCUGGGCCACUCUCGGAGUUGGAAAGAUGGCGGCGGCGUCAACGGUUACUGACCAGCAUUACAGAACAGCUCAAAAGUAAAGAAUGCAAAGCUGUGAUUGGUGUCUUGAUAACUGCCAAAUCCAGGCUGCUGAAGAAAUGGAAAAAUGUGGAUGCUCAGAUCACUGAUGCGAUGAAUGACACCAAAGACAAGGUCAAAUACCUGGAAUCUCUGAGACGCCAUUUCGACCAGCUAUACCAGGAUGCAACACCGGCCUCCAUCAUCAACAACGCCAUCCCUGGCAUCGUCAACAGCGUGCGCCAGAUGGAUUCCAUCUCCCGGUAUUACGUGAGGACCGGUUUUCUGGGUAUCGUUUUUACCAAGAUCACCAAUCAGCUGGUGCUGGCUUGUAAGGAGUACAUUAAGAACUGUACCAUCACGGCCUACGAUGGGGACGAACUGUGGGUCAGGAUCAAGGAGGAGAUCAGAAACAGGGACUCACUGCCCCUCGUGGACCCCCAGCAGAGGCUGCUCAGGAACCAAGUAGAGGCUAAAAUUAAGCAACAAGGGGCCCUGACGAGAGGAAAAACAAAGGAAGGUAAAGAUCUGGGGUUACAGGACGACAGUUUGUACGGGAGACUGAAGGCGUGUCUGACCCUGCAGGGCUACUACAGGGAGACCCUGAGGUCACUUAGAGACUCCCUGGGACAGACCAACAACAUGUCCCACUUCCCCUCCCUCAGCAGUGUGGGGGGACCAGGCAGCUUCACCACCAGAUCCAAACCAAGCAAUGCCUCCAGAUCGGGCCCGUCCGUGUCUCCUAAGAAGGGGAUAUCAUCGCUGAUGACUAAUGACGCUGGUCACGGCGUGUCGAUCGCUGACGAGGACGCCAUCAUGUCACACAUGGACAGUUUCUGUAACAGGAUCAGACAGCUGAUUGACGUCAUCAACACCCUCGCUCAGUAUAAUAAGUUGUCCACAAGCACCAUUGGUGUCCCUAAACCCAGGAAGGAGGACCUUGUGAUUGACGACGAGGACAGUGAUGAAUACAAGUACAGGAAGUACCGCGAGAACAAGGCCAACAAAUUGGAAUAUGAUGAUGACGACGAUGGCAACCAAGGACUGCCGGGGACGAUCGCGAUUCCGUCGCCUGAGAGGAGCGGACUGAGGGCGAUCAAAGAGGACGAGGAGAACCAGGAGGACAACAUUUCCGAGAUCGAGGAGCUGGAGAAAACGCCCGCCCCCGCCGACAACGGCGACGACGUGUUCGAGUCCGUCAACAACAACAAGGGGCUCAACGAAAACGAACUGGGAGUGCUGAGGCGAUACUUCCCAGAGGAUGAAGAAGAAGAAGGGCCCAGUAUAUCCGCCAUGAUCUCCCAACACCUCCAGCAGAUGACACAGGCCAUGAGUGACAAUGUCACUACUAAAACCAUGCUGGAUGUGGAGUCCAAG
Messenger RNA from Saccostrea cuccullata (small rock oyster), 1446 nucleotides. RefSeq lists its product as uncharacterized. The annotation marks the transcript as partial. The record is from RefSeq and is a predicted model, not a curated record. Gene Ontology annotation, biological process: microtubule-based movement. NCBI's taxonomy places the organism in Eukaryota, Metazoa, Mollusca, Bivalvia, Ostreida, Ostreidae. Gene Ontology annotation, cellular component: axonemal dynein complex. The transcript is spliced from 7 exons. Gene Ontology annotation, molecular function: minus-end-directed microtubule motor activity; dynein light intermediate chain binding; dynein intermediate chain binding.